CUCCAGACAGGCCAAACAGACCUGCUCCUACACACACGGCUUGUGACGUUGGCUUGGUGGGGUCAUCCGUGACGGCUUACCACUGGGAGGCCGUCACCCGCAGUCACGGCGUCGACAGAGAGACAGACAGAGAGAGUGCGCAUCCUCUCGCCAUCAAUCAACGCUUCAGUCCCUCUCCAUAACCUGCAACCCUUCUCCCUCGACCGCCCGCGACCAGUAGCCAGCUCCCUCUGCUGCACUUUUCUCAUCUGCCACCCGAUCUACCUACCUACAUCAGUCAUACACCCUCGCCCGGGGUAGGUACCUGAGGAGAGAGAGCCCGAUUUGCAUCGCUCUACCUACCCAGGUAUUUCUGCCCUUUUUCCCAACGCCAUCUCGGCCUCAGUCGGUGCGACCGGCCUUGCCUUCUUCUAUAUAUUCUCCCUCCUGUCGUUUCCACUCCUCGUCCCGACCUCUCCCCCCUCGCCAGUCUUCCACCCGCUACGACCCGGGCAACCCCGACCCCAGGACGACUGCUGCAUCCAUCCCGAGUCUUGGGUGACCUGCCGCAAUCGACAACCCUGCAUCCACGGCGCGACGAAGCACCCCUCCCUGCUCGUACAACCCGCCGCAGAUUCUUCAUGAUGUUUGACAUCAUCCCGAAGCUUCUCUCAUCCGUAGCUUCCUUCCUUUUCCCCCUAUUCGCCUCGUAUAAGGCGCUCAAGACAUCCGACCCGACCCAGCUGACGCCAUGGCUCAUGUACUGGUCCGUGCUCUCGUGCGCCCUGCUCGCUGAGUCCUGGGUGGAAUUCGUCCUCGUCUGGAUCCCCUUCUACUCCUACAUGCGUCUGGUCUUCCUGCUCUACCUCGUCCUGCCCCAGACCCAGGGCGCCCGCGUGCUCUACGAGACCUACCUAUACCCGUACCUCUCCGAGAACGAGUCCGCCAUCGAGGAGUUCAUCGCCAACGCCCACGACCGCCUCCGCACCGCCGGCAUCACCUACCUCAAGCGCGCCAUCGAGCUGCUCCGCACCCAGGUCUUCGGCCUCGCCCCCAACCAGGAGCUGAGAGCGGAGGAGCCCAAGGCCGCCGCCGCGCCCCAGGGCUACACCCAGGCGCUCCUGGCUCGAUUCAGCGUUCCGGUGGCGCGCUGGGCCGCCGGCAGUGCCGGCCCGGCGGGCCAGGACUUCUUCAGCAUGCUGGCCAACGCGGUCGGGGGCGCGGGAGGCGCGGCCCCCUCCUCCUCUUCCUCCUCCUCGCCGCUCGACAUCUGGGGGGCCGCCACGUCGACGUCGACGCUCAUCCCAGAGCACAUCGGCGGCGCCGAGGCCAAGAUGAGCUUCAUCGCGAAGCAGCGGGAGCAGCUGGCGCUGAUGAUGGGCGCGCUGGAUAAGGAGGCGCAGCAGCUGCAGCGCCGUGAGGCGGCCGGCCCCGAGGCGGCCGGCGCGAGCCUGUCGCGGCCCCCGAGCGGCCACAGCGUCUGGAGCGGCCUGAGCAAGAGCCGCAGCGAGGUCGACUUCGAGAAGAUCGACGCCGAGAGCGGCACCGAAGAGAACGACGGCGAGCUGCGCCGUCGAGCCCACGCCGCCGCCCCCGACGGCUUCGACGAGCACGCCGGCGGCGCCCGCGGUUGGGGGUUCCUCGGCUGGGGCACCGUCGGGGCCGGCCAGACUCAGGGACAGGCCCAGGGACCGGACGACAGCGCGCGCAGCUCCGGCGUGCAGCAGUAGCCGCUCUCCGCCCCGCGGAUCUUGGUUGCGGUCACACAAGUAUACUGGUUUUGCGUGCAUAGAGUUCCCUGACGGGCAACUCGGCAUCGUCCCGAGGGACAGGAUAGACAUUGACAUUACGGAGGGCAAAAGGGCAGCAGGCAGAGUGCGGAGGCAGGUAGUAGGAAAGAGGGGAUGAUAGACCGAGACCGGAGACCGCUCACUCGCUCGCACACCCGAGUCGCGUGCGGCGCACCCUCGUACCUCGACCAACAAGUAGUUCUGUGUGUACCGUCUAAAAAAAGAACCAAAGAAAAAAUAUGCCUUGGCGCAUACUCUACGACUAUCGGUCUCUAGUCUGCUAGUCUUCGUGCG
Molecule: messenger RNA, 2063 nt
Organism: Durotheca rogersii
Lineage: Eukaryota; Fungi; Ascomycota; Sordariomycetes; Xylariales; Xylariaceae
Product: TB2/DP1, HVA22 family-domain-containing protein
Exons: 2
Coding region: 621-1709 (362 amino acids)
Source: RefSeq, a predicted model, not a curated record